AUGGCCCAGCUGUACCACAUCUCUCCUCCUGCCCAAGCGCCCUCGUGCCUGGCCAUCGAGGCUCAAGGAGACCUCAGGUUUCUGGACUUGGCUGACCCGCAUCCGUGCGGCAGCCUGCCGAAGGAGCGGACUUUCGGUCCUGCCAGGGCCUCUGGCCCCGGAGAAGGCCAGGGAAACGAGGUGUGGCAGCGCUCCGUCCCCAGGACUGGCCUGCGGAACACCCUUGCUCUGUGGCAAGUAGCGUUUGUACGUACUUUCACGGUGCAAACGAAGACCCAUGAAGACCUGUGUGACAGUCUCAUCAAAAGCCAGUCGCUGGACCACUUCCCGCAGGAGAUGCAGGUGUCAUCGCGGCCACGGGCAGUGUCCCGCAAGCUGAUCUGGGCCCUGCCUUUCAAGGCCCCUUUCAGCUUCUCCGUUAACCCUGGGAGUGGCCCAGGACCCAACGGCUCCGUCUGGUUCUUCUGGCAGGACACUGAGAUUCUCAACACCGCCAUACUCACAGGAAAGACCGUAGCCCUGCCCAUCAAGGUGGUCUCUGUGGAGGAGAACAGUGCCGUGACGGAUAUCUCAGAGCUGGUGGAGUGCAAGUCCGCAGACGACGAUGUCCUCAAGGUAUCUGACGGCUGUGAUUACGUCUUUGUCAACGGCAAAGAGAUAAAGGGCAAGGUGGACGCGGUGGUGAACUUCACCUACCAGCACCUGAGUGCCCCCCUGCACAUCACCGUGUGGGUGCCCCGACUGCCCCUGCAGAUCGAGGUCUCUGACACAGAGCUGAGCCAGAUUAAAGGCUGGCGGGUCCCCAUUGUGGCCAGUAAGAGGCCCACGCGGGAGAGCGAGGAUGAAGACGACGAGGAGCGGCGGGGCCGGGGCUGUGCCCUGAAGUACCAGCAUGCCACGGUGCGGGUCCUCACCCAGUUCGUGGCCGAAGGCGCCGGCCCAUGGGGCCAGCCCAGCCACCUGCUCAGCCCCGACUGGCAGGUGGACAUCACCCACCUGGUUGCAGACUUCAUGAAUCUGGAGGAGCCUCACGUGGCCACACUGCAGGACAGCAGGGUCCUGGUCGGGCGGGAGGUCGGGAUGACCACCAUCCAGGUAUUGUCCCCGCUGUCAGACUCCAUCCUGGCAGAGAAAACGGUCACCGUGUUAGAUGACAAAGUGUCAGUGACGGACUUGGCCAUCCAGCUGGUGGCUGGGCUGUCCGUCACCCUCCACCCCAGCACGGAGGACAGCAAGGCCAUCACGGCUGUGGCCACAGCUCAGGAGCUGCUUCGGACUCCCAAGCAGGAAGCCGUGGUCAGCACGUGGCUUCAGCUCAGCGACGGCUCGGUGACGCCCCUCGACAUCUACGACACCAGGGACUUCAGCCUGACCGCCACCUCCCUGGACGAGGCCGUCGUGUCCGUCCCCCAGGCCCGCUCUCCCAGGUGGCCGGUUGUGAUGGCCGAGGGGGAAGGCCAGGGGCCGCUGGUCCGAGUGGACAUGACCAUCGCAGAGGCCUGCCAGAAGUCCAAACGCAAGAGCGUCCUGGCCGUGGGCGUGGGCAGCGUCAGGGUCAAGUUUGGCCGGAACGACGCCGACUCCGGUCCCGGCGGGGGCGGCGACGAGGGCGAGAUCAAGAACCAUGCCAGUGACCGCUGGCAGAAGGUUCAGGAGCCCGAGGGGCCCCCGCCCGGCGGCUCCUCCGUGGAGCGCGAGGCAGGCGCCCCCCGCAGAGGCGGCACGACAGCCCGGCCGCUGCUGGACAACAGGGUGGUGAAGAGCAGCCGGCCGGACGCGGGCAGGCCGUCCGGAGAGGGCCAGCUGCAGAACAUCCCCCUGGACUUCACCAACUUCCCGGCCCGGGUGGACCUGCCCCGCGCGGGGGGCGGGCUGGGGGCCAGCGACCUGCUGCAGACCGCGAGGGGCCUGAGCGACCUGGAGAUCGGCAUGUAUGCCCUGCUGGGCGUCUUCUGCCUGGCCAUCCUCGUCUUCCUCAUCAACUGCGCCACGUUCGCCCUCAAGUACCGGCACAAGGAGGUGCCCCCGGAAGGCCAGGCCUCCGUCACCCACUCGCACGACUGGGUGUGGCUGGGCAACGAGGCCGAGCUCCUGGAGCAGGCGGGCGAGGGGUCCCCGCCGCAGGACGAGCACACGACCGUCCUGGACCGCGGGCCGGGCGGCAGCGAGGAGAGCAGCUGUCUGUUGCUCAACGGCGGAGCCCGGCAGCAUGCGCAGGGCUGGGGGCACGGGCCGGACUCGGGGGGCAGGCAGGCCAGGGACCCGAAGCCCGAGCCCCUGCACUCGCCCACCUCCAAGAGGAAGAAGGUGAAGUUCACCACCUUCACCACCAUCCCGCCAGACAACGGCUGCCCCAGCGUGAACUCCGUCCUCGGUGGCGGGGGCGAGGACAUCAAGUGGGUAUGCCAGGACGUGGCCGCGGGCGCCCCCGAGGAGCUCAGAAACUACCUGGAGAAGUUCAAGGAACAGGCGUAGGCCCCUCCGGCCCGCGGCUCUGCACCCCGCCCCUCGCGGGGCUCGGAGUGGGUCUGGCUCCGGCGUCGGGUGGGAUCCGGGAGGGGCCG
This is a messenger RNA of Panthera uncia (snow leopard), 2564 nucleotides long. Its product is annotated as transmembrane protein 132C-like. The coding region runs from base 1 to 2475 and encodes 824 amino acids. The record is from RefSeq and is a predicted model, not a curated record. Lineage: Eukaryota; Metazoa; Chordata; Mammalia; Carnivora; Felidae. The transcript has 9 exons.